Messenger RNA from Phaeodactylum tricornutum CCAP 1055/1, 204 nucleotides. RefSeq lists its product with no specific name. The transcript has a single exon. The annotation marks the transcript as partial. The record is from RefSeq and is a predicted model, not a curated record. NCBI's taxonomy places the organism in Eukaryota, Bacillariophyta, Bacillariophyceae, Surirellales, Neidiaceae.
AGUUUCAACGCAUCAGAGCAAGAGGAGAGCAGUGAUACCGAAUGUGCUAUUUGUUUGAGUGAGUUCGCUGAAAAUGAUGAAGUGUGUCGAGCAAGAAACGUCGACUGCAAGCACAUUUAUCACUCAAAGUGCCUUAAAGCAUGGCUACUAAAACACGAUGGCUGCCCAAUAUGCCGACAAGACUACCUGAGUUCCGCUGUCUAG